GGAAGUGUAACGGUUGACGGUUGGUGUCCGCGUUGACGCUGCGUGCGGGCUGUUCGCUUCGCAUUCCAAUGUGCGCGAGAUGUAACCGCUGUGCGGACUGUGUGUUUCCAAACCGUCUUCAGCCGCAAUUUGAAGGAAUAAAAUGUCCAACUUGAAGGAGUCAAACACUUGUCCUGACGGCUACAGGGCUUUAAGCACAAGUGAGCUGAGGGAGCUUUUACAAAACGACGACAAAAUGGACCAAAUCCUUCGACUCAAUGAGAAGUUUCAGGAUCUUCAAGUGGACAGGGAGAUGCUGCUGACCACCAAUCGGAGCUUGGCUGAGGAGAGCCUCGCCCGAAGACCCCGCCUUUGUAACGGCAAACUCCAACUGGCGGAGAAGUACCGGGAACUGUCCAACCUUGCAACCACAUGCUGGGAAAAACAGAGUCAGCUUGAGGCUCAUGUCCAGAAGCACAGCCUGCAGACGACGCAGAACCUCCUGCAGGAAGAGGUGGCACGUGCUGAGGAGCAUUCAGAGGAGCUGCUGGAGAAGUUCAUGGAGAGGAACGUAAGCCUGGAUGAGUUCCUGGACUCCUUCCAAAGCUCCAGGAAGACGUACCAUAUCCGCCGAGCUCAAGCGGAGAAGAUGCAGGAGAUCGCUCAGGCCAAGCGGCAGCCGGGCAAAACCAAGAGAGCGGAGGAGAGCAAAGUCCCAGAGGUGAAGAAGGACUCGGAGCAGCCUCAGAGGCCCAACGGCUUCGUAGCGCAGGGACCUCUUAGAGUGUUCCAGGUACGCUACGGCCUCACGCCAGCCAUCCUCCUCCCUCAUUACCCCGUUUCUCCCCCUGCCUCAGCUCCAUGCUAUCAAAGUAGUACCCCACCACCCGAACCCCAGCCGGGACAGACCCACAUCCUCAGCCCCAGCAACCCACUUCCGGGACACGGCCAGCCGGUCGGCCUCAGGGUCAUCGGACAGUUACCGGGUGGCUGGCCGGCUAACGGGCGGCCGGUGAGAGUGCAGCAGCUUUACAGGCCGAACCCUCAACAGCCUGAACCGCCGUACCGAUAAGCUCGAGGAGGAGGGAGCGGAUGAAAAGCCGGUUUGAGAGGUCUUCCAAGACAUGGAACCAAACAGUGGCUGUCACAAUCAUGUAAGCAAAGACUGAUCCAGAGACAGGCAGCACUGCAGACGUCCGUUUCUGUUCUCCAUCCAUGACACACAAAUGUAACCAGAGCAGAGAUAGUGAGGCGGCAGAGGACAGAGUCAGGGAGGACCAGGGAUGGGCUCCGAUAGUCGGAUUUGUUAGCUCAGACGCUAACAAACCUCUUAUCAAACCUUUUAUCUCUCUUUAUGCUUUUUUAUUAGUAACGACCAAAACAUAUAGACGAAUCCGGCGACUGAUUUAUGUGUUGGGCUCUUAAGCCGCCGUUACUGCGGUGGCAGAGUGGAACUGAACACAUUUACACUGUGAGUGGAAGCAGAGAUGUUCGUGUUUAUCACAGUCUGCGGUCGGCCCCUCUAACAGAUGAAGGUAGUCUGUGUGAAGUUAUUCAGUCAGAAAUUGGUUAUGACACAGAUUUGGGGAAACAAUAACAUCUUCUGUCUGACUUCCACAGUCUGGAUGUGAAAGUGCUGCGUGGAGUAGCUAACUAAACGCAGCAUGGAUUACUAAACUUAUGAUUUAAAUCAUCAAACUCGUGACAAAAACAUUUCAGCCAGGAUUCGUAGUACCGAGCUAGCAAGAGACAUGCAGGGUGGUUAGCAGCUCACCACCGGCCCCGUGUAGCCAGAGUGCUCGUUUCUUUAGCGGCUCAUGGUCGGCCCUUUAUUGACAUGCCACUAAGACUGUGAUCGAAACAUGAAGAUUUAAUAAUAAUGAAUAAUAAUGGAGAUUUAGGAAAGUAAAACUAAUUUCAUGGAGUUAGAGGAUUGUUGCUUUUACUUAAAUUUUUUUGUUUUUCCAAAGUCUCAGUUUGUUGUUGGAGGAUAACAGAAAAGACAACAAUAUAAAGAUGAUCAUAUUCUCAUUUUAUUUUAUAUUCACAUUUCUUGGCAAAGGUGCUUAAAAAAUUAAAUCCUUUACAAGUGAGGUGCCACCGCAGUAACGGCGGCUCGUCUACUUCUGCCUACAACUCGAAUUCGUCUACAGGUUUCAGCUUCUUAUUGUUAGCCGACGUCAGCAGCUGCAGAUUAAAUCAGCCGUAGCUAAUACACAUGCAGUCUGUAACGGCUAAAAUUAAAAGUUUUAUACAUUUCAUAUAUAAUGCUGCUCAAAUUAGACUGCCAUUAAAAACUGUAGUGUUUCUGCCUUCUCAGCCAACAAAAGGUGAUCUUUGAGUUAUUUUAGCCUUUAAUUACUUGCAAAUAUUAAUAAGAUUCGAUGAGGGAUUCAGAUUCUAUAAGUGGAUUCAAUACUGCAUUUGAAUUCGAUAAAAUGCUAUCGAACCCCAUCCCUAGGGAGGACAUGAAAGUUUUUAUUGUUAUUUUUAAUUUAAUUUUUUAUUUUUAUACUUUACACGGAGGGAUGUGAAGCACAGGGUUGUGAAGCACACAUCUUCAACGCCGAUUUAAAAAAACAAAGGAUCUCAUUGUUCAUUCAUACAACUUAGGACAGAGAGGCGGUGUGAGAUGCCAAGAGUCAUCAAAGUGAAUGAUGGCAUCAAUAAAGUGGUGUUUAAUAUAAACUCUCAUUGUUUUUCAUCAAAUAAGACAUUCAUACUUGGAAACAUUCCCAAGAUCAUGAAUGCUGAUAUUAGAUCACUGCAGAGCAAAGUUUAAAACAAAAACUGUAGAGCAGAGCAGGUGGUAUUUAUUAAUAAUUCCCAGACAAUAACCUGUCCAUAUCAUGUGUGUUGGCAUCACAGAUGAUUCCCCAACGCCGUCUGCCUUCUUGUGCAAUUUCAUGAACAGUGUUUGAGCUCACCAGAUUUAUUUAUUCAUGUAAAUCCUAUUUUAAAUGGCUGACUUCAAAGCUUCUUGUUUACUGUGCUAAAUGAAGAGCUGCUUCUCCUUUCAAGCCACUGUUUUUAUUUCUCCCCCCCCCCCUCCCCGACUGAGAUGCAGAGUGAGGGGAAUUUAAUCUCUAUGAGAAUGCCAGCGCUCUGCAAGCCCACAGUCGAAUAUAAGGAGGUUUAGGAGGUUUCUUCCCAUUUCGCUCUCCUUUUUCUCCUUAUCCAUCCUUCAGCAUUUAAAUGGAAAAGCUUUGGAUUGUAGUUUUUGAUGGUUCUGCUCUUGAACAAACAUUGUGCUCAUUAAUAACUCAUAUAAGUGCAUGCUUACUACAGCUUGACAAAGUACAUGAAAAUGCCUUUUGCAGGCCAGUGCCCAGUUGCAUAAAACAUCUUAAGAAAAUAUUCUGACAUCCUUACAUUGUAAAGAAAGAGUUGUUCUAAUUUAAAAUGCGUCAAUUCCUUAAUAAGUAUCCUUAAAAAAGUAAGAUUUGUAAAUGCAUUUCAAGGCUCUGAGGAUUUAUUUAAAGGGUCUUUCUGAUUCUGAUUCCUGUUUUUCUUACAAUUUGGGCCACUUUUAUGGAGUUUUGGCCAUAAUUUCUAUCUAAUAACACUCAACUGCUGAGAUCUGUGAAUGCAGCUACAUCGCUAAAAAGAAGUUGAAGUGUCAACAGAUGCAUGUCCUGUGUAAAAUGAAUACAGAUCUUAUUCUAUAUUGUUUCUUUAGCUCUACCUCUCCACCCACGUCGUUGGAAGGUCUCUUGUCUGAUGAUCUGAAAUAGGUAAAAUUGUUUAGCCUUUCAUCCCUACAAGCAACAUAUUGUAUUUUUAACUGAAGUACCAACUUUCUACAUAAAUAAAGUUCAUUAUAACUGCCAAUCAAAGGCUGAAGAGCCUCUCAAGUCGCCCGGUCGUGAAAACAGCUGAUGUUUGCUACAAAGGGACACCUACAGAUAUUCCAAAAAAUAUGGAGAUGCUUCACACAUUACCUGGAAAUUAAGUUACCCAACAAAUCCUGUACUGUCCGAUACAGAAAUACAGCUUUUAUAUGAAAGAAUGAUGAAUUAAUGGGUUGUUUUUUUUCAAUUCUUGUGUUUUUUCUGUUUGUUUUUGUAUCUAUGUAUCUGUUUUGCUUUGCUUUUUGUGUUUUUAUUUAUUGUGGAGAAAAACUGAAAACCAAUAAAUAUAUUCCACAACAAAAAAGAAGUCACGCAGGGCAAGAAACGGGAGCAGUCAGACGAUCAGGCAAGUUGUAAACAAACCUCCAGAUUAGUCAAACUUAUUUGGAAGAGAAAAUGAAGGCGAAUGGUAAAAUUAUUCCCCUUACUGCCCCUUUACUUGUUUCUGAUCAUUUGACUGCUUGUGUUUCUUGCCAUGUUGAACUUUUUUUUUUUAGCGAUGUUGCCACAUUCACAGAUCUUACUUUGGAAUGUAGUGUUGUUAUAAUCUUUAAAUUAACAAUGGCUAAAAGACCUAAUAGAUUGGUUAAGGUCUGUUUUCUGGUACACAAAAUCCUAAAUUGAUAUGUGCCAUUUAACUUCAUGCCUUUGACCACAGGGAUUUGCUUACAGUCUCUUACUAAAUAAAGGAAGGACACCUCGCCUUUUUAAUAUG
This is a messenger RNA of Siniperca chuatsi (mandarin fish), 4545 nucleotides long. It is a transcript of the gene vps37d, whose product is annotated as VPS37D subunit of ESCRT-I. Gene Ontology annotation, cellular component: ESCRT I complex. The coding region runs from base 143 to 1051 and encodes 302 amino acids. NCBI's taxonomy places the organism in Eukaryota, Metazoa, Chordata, Actinopteri, Centrarchiformes, Sinipercidae. Gene Ontology annotation, biological process: ubiquitin-dependent protein catabolic process via the multivesicular body sorting pathway; protein targeting to membrane; protein targeting to vacuole. The transcript is spliced from 4 exons. The record is from RefSeq and is a predicted model, not a curated record.